GUAAGUGUAAGCACCCAAACAGCUUCAGAUGAUCAGGCUGGUAAAUUAUGGGAUGAACUCAGUCUGGUUGGUCUUCCAGAUGCCAUUGAUGUCCAAGCCUUAUUUGAUCCUACAGGCACUUGUUGGGCUCAUCACCGUUGUGUGGAGUGGUCACUGGGAGUAUGCCAGGUGGAAGAACCGUUAUUAGUGAACGUGGACAAAGCUGUUGUCUCAGGGAGCACAGAACGAUGUGCAUUUUGUAAGCACCUUGGAGCCACUAUCAAAUGCUGUGAAGAGAAGUGUACCCAAAUGUACCAUUAUCCCUGUGCUGCUGGAGCUGGCACUUUUCAGGAUUUCAGUCAUUUCUCCCUUCUUUGUCCAGAACACAUUGACCAAGCUCCUGAAAGAUCAAAGGAAGAUGCAAACUGUGCAGUGUGCGACAGCCCGGGAGACCUCUUAGAUCAGUUCUUUUGUACCACUUGUGGUCAGCACUAUCAUGGAAUGUGCCUGGAUAUAGCGGUUACUCCAUUAAAACGUGCAGGUUGGCAAUGUCCUGAGUGCAAAGUGUGCCAGAACUGCAAACAAUCGGGAGAAGAUAGCAAGAUGCUAGUGUGUGAUACGUGUGACAAAGGGUAUCAUACUUUUUGUCUUCAACCAGUUAUGAAAUCAGUACCAACCAAUGGCUGGAAAUGCAAAAAUUGCAGAAUAUGUGUAGAGUGUGGCACACGUUCUAGUUCUCAGUGGCACCAUAAUUGCCUGAUAUGUGACAAUUGUUACCAACAGCAGGACAACUCAUGUCCUUUCUGUGGGAAGUGCUACCAUCCAGAAUUGCAGAAAGACAUGCUUCAUUGUAAUAUGUGCAAAAGAUGGGUUCACUUAGAAUGUGACAAACCAACAGAUCAUGAACUGGAUUCUCAGCUCAAAGAAGAGUAUAUUUGCAUGUAUUGUAAACACUUAGGAGCUGAGAUGGAUCCAUUGCAGCCAGGUGAUGAAGUGGAGAUGGCUGAGCUCACCACAGAUUAUAACAAUGAAAUGGAAGUUGAAGGACCUGAAGACCAAAUGGUAUUUCUGGAGCAAGCAGUUAAUAAAAAUGUCAAUGGUCAGGAGUCCACACCUGGAAUUGUUCCAGAUGCAGUUCAAGUUCACACUGAAGAGCAACAGAAGAGUAAUUCACCAGAAAGCCUUGACACAGAUGGUCUUCUCAUUUCUGAAUCAUCCCCAAAUAAAAUGAACACUGAAUUGGAAACUCAGAUUUCUCAUGAAGUCAAGAGUGAAAAAAUGGAAAUGUCUUCUAAAGCGAUGCAUGUUUGUCAUGAAGAUCAAGAUGAAGACAAAAUGGAAGUGACAGAAAACAUUGAGGUCCCUGCACACCAGCUCAUUGUGCAGCAGGAGGAGCUGCAGUUGUUAGAGGAUCCUAAAGCAGUGGUAUCCAAAGAAGAAUCAAGGCCUCCAAAAUUAACCACAGACUCUGUCACUGUUCCACCAGAAACCUUAGUGUCCCCGCGUGAGGAAAGAACUCUGUUACAUUCUAAUGAACAGUUGGUUAUGGAAAGGGUACAAGAAGAAAUGGAACAGAAAGAAAAUUCUGAAUUUUCCACUGGGUUUAUGAACUUUGAAAUGACUCCUGCAACUGAGAGUUGUAUGAAAGAUGACUCAGGCCAAGGAGACAAAUCUAUAAAAUCAUCAUCUGAGACAGACUCAUUGUUUUCAUCGUCAGCAGACACGAGCAAGGCAUAUGUGUCUUCCUCUCCCACCCGCUCUUCAGACUUGCCUUCACAUGACAUGCUGCACAGCUGCCCUUCAGCUCUUGGUUCUUCUGCUGGAAGCAUCAUGCCAACCACGUACAUCUCAGUCACUCCCAAAAUUGGCAUGGGUAAACCAGCUAUUACGAAAAGAAAAUUUUCUCCUGGUAGACCUCGGUCCAAACAGGGGGCUUGGAGUACCCAUAAUACAGUGAGCCCACCUUCCUGGUCCCCAGACAUUUCAGAAGGUCGGGAAAUUUUUAAACCCAGGCAGCUUCCUGGCAGUGCCAUUUGGAGCAUCAAAGUGGGCCGUGGGUCUGGAUUUCCGGGGAAGCGGAGACCUCGUGGUGCAGGACUCUCAGGACGUGGAGGCAGAGGAAGGUCAAAACUCAAAAGUGGAAUUGGAGCUGUUGUGUUGCCUGGGGUGUCUGCUGCAGAUAUUUCAUCAAAUAAGGAUGAAGAAGAAAACUCUAUGCACAACACAGUUGUGUUGUUUUCUAGUAGUGACAAGUUCACCUUGCAUCAGGAUAUGUGUGUAGUUUGUGGCAGUUUUGGCCAAGGAGCAGAAGGAAGAUUACUUGCCUGUUCUCAGUGUGGCCAGUGUUACCAUCCAUACUGUGUCAGUAUUAAGAUCACUAAAGUGGUUCUAAGCAAAGGUUGGAGGUGUCUUGAGUGCACUGUGUGUGAGGCCUGUGGGAAGGCGACUGACCCAGGAAGACUCCUGCUGUGUGAUGAUUGUGACAUAAGUUAUCACACCUACUGCCUAGACCCUCCAUUGCAGACAGUGCCCAAAGGAGGCUGGAAGUGCAAAUGGUGUGUGUGGUGCAGACACUGUGGCGCAACAUCUGCAGGUCUGAGAUGCGAAUGGCAAAACAAUUACACACAGUGUGCUCCUUGUGCAAGCUUGUCUUCCUGCCCGGUCUGCUAUCGAAACUAUAGAGAAGACGACCUUAUUCUGCAAUGUAGACAAUGUGAUAGAUGGAUGCAUGCAGUUUGUCAAAACUUAAAUACUGAGGAGGAAGUGGAAAAUGUAGCAGACAUUGGUUUUGAUUGUAGCAUGUGCAGACCCUAUAUGCCUGCGUCAAAUGUGCCUUCCUCAGACUGCUGUGAGCCUUCACUUGUAGCACAAAUUGUCACAAAAGUAAAAGAGCUAGAUCCACCUAAGACCUACACCCAGGAUGGUGUGUGUUUGACCGAAUCAGGGAUGACUCAGUUACAGAGCCUCACAGUUACAGUUCCAAGAAGAAAACGGUCAAAACCAAAAUUAAAAUUGAAGAUUAUAAAUCAGAAUAGCGUGGCUGUCCUUCAGACCCCUCCAGACAUCCAAUCAGAGCAUUCCAGGGACGGUGAAAUGGAUGAUAGUCGAGAAGGAGAACUUAUGGAUUGUGACGGAAAAUCAGAAUCGAGUCCUGAGCGAGAAGCUGUGGAUGAUGAAACUAAGGUAGUAGAAGGAGCAGAUGGUGUCAAAAAGAGGAAAAGGAAACCAUACAGGCCAGGUAUCGGCGGAUUUAUGGUACGGCAAAGAAGUCGAACUGGGCAAGGAAAGACCAAAAGAUCUGUGAUCAGAAAAGAUUCCUCAGGCUCCAUUUCUGAGCAGUUGCCUACCAGAGAUGAUGGCUGGAGUGAGCAGUUACCAGAUGCUCUAGUUGACGAAGCUGUCUCCAUUACUGAAAGCACUGAAAAAAUAAAGAAGAGAUACCGAAAAAGGAAAAAUAAGCUUGAAGAAACUUUCCCUGCCUAUUUACAAGAAGCUUUCUUUGGAAAAGAUCUUCUAGAUACAAGUAGACAAAACAAGCUAAGUUUUGAUAAUCUAUCAGAAGAUGCAGCUCAGCUUUCAUAUAAAACGAACCUGAAUGCAGGUUUCUUGGAUCCUUCCUUAGAUCCACUACUUAGUUCAUCCUCAGCUUUGGCAAAAUCUGGAACUCAAGGUACUGCUGAUGAUCCACUAGCUGAUAUUUCUGAAGUUUUAAACACAGAUGAUGACAUUCUCGGAAUAAUUUCAGAUGACCUAGCAAAAUCAGUUGAUCAUUCAGAUAUUGGUCCUGUAGCUGAUGAUCCUUCCUCUUUGCCUCAGCCAAGUAUCAGUCAGAGUUCACGACCAUUAAGUGAAGAGCAACUAGAUGGAAUCCUCAGUCCUGAACUAGACAAAAUGGUCACAGAUGGAGCAAUUCUUGGAAAGUUGUAUAAAAUUCCAGAACUUGGAGGAAAGGAUGUUGAAGAUUUGUUUACUGCUGUGCUUAGUCCUGCAACCACUCAGCCAACCUCACUACCACAGCCUCCCCCUCCACCGCAGCUGUUGUCAAUACACAAUCAGGAUGUUUUUUCACGGAUGCCCCUCAUGAAUGGCCUUAUUGGACCUAGUCCUCAUCUCCCACAUAAUUCUUUGCCUCCUGGAAGCGGACUGGGAACUUUCUCUGCUAUAGCACAAUCCCCUUAUACUGAUGCCAGGGAUAAAAACUCCUCAUUUACUCCCAUGGCUAGUGAUCCUAACAGCUCUUGGGUAUCAUCUGCUCCCACUGUGGAAGGAGAAAAUGAUACGAUGUCGAAUGCCCAGAGAAGCACACUUAAGUGGGAAAAAGAGGAGGCCCUGGGUGAAAUGGCCACAGUAGCACCAGUCCUCUACACGAACGUUAAUUUCCCCAACUUAAAGGAAGAAUUCCCUGACUGGACUACUAGAGUGAAGCAAAUUGCUAAGUUGUGGAGGAAAGCAAGCUCACAGGAAAGAGCACCAUACGUGCAAAAAGCGAGAGAUAACAGAGCUGCAUUACGCAUUAAUAAAGUACAGAUGUCAAAUGAUUCCAUGAAAAGGCAGCAACAGCAAGACAGCAUUGAUCCUAGCUCUCGUAUUGAUUCAGAUCUUUUUAAAGAUCCAUUAAAGCAAAGAGAAUCGGAACACGAACAGGAAUGGAAAUUUAGACAGCAAAUGCGUCAGAAAAGUAAGCAGCAAGCUAAAAUUGAAGCCACGCAAAAACUGGAGCAGGUAAAAAACGAGCAGCAGCAACAGCAGCAGCAGCAGCAGCAACAGCAGCAGCAGUUUAGUUCUCAGCACCUUCUGGUGCAGUCUGGUUCUGAUACACCAAGUAGUGGAAUGCAGAGCCCCUUGACACCUCAGCCUGGCAAUGGAAAUAUGUCUCCUGCACAGUCAUUCCAUAAAGACCUGUUUACAAAACAGCUACCCAACACCCCUACUUCUACAUCUGCAGAUGAUGUGUUUGUAAAACCACAAGCUCCACCUCCUCCUCAAACCCCGUCCCGAAUUCCCAUUCAGGAGAGUCUUUCUCAGUCUCAGACUUCUCAGCCGACUUCACCGCAAAUGUUUUCAACUGGAUCUUCUAACUCCCGACCACCAUCUCCUGUGGAUCCUUAUGCAAAAAUGGUUGGUACCCCUAGACCACCUACUGGGGGCCAUGGUUUUCCCAGAAGAAGUUCUGUUGCGCCAGUGGAAAACUGUGUGCCUUUAUCAUCAGUAUCUAGGCCCAUUCAAAUGAGUGAGGCAGCAGCAGAUAGGCCAUCCCCAGUUAGAGAUUUAUGUUCUUCCUCCACGACAAAUAGUGACCCCUAUGCAAAGCCUCCAGACACACCCAGGCCUGUGAUGACAGAUCAGUUUCCCAAACCCUUGGGCCUACCCCGGUCUCCUGUAGUUUCAGAACAAACUGCAAAAGGUCCUCUAGCAGCUGGAACCAAUGAUCACUUUACUAAACCACCUCCUAGGGCAGAUGUGUUUCAAAGACAACGGAUAUCUGACCCAUACACACGGCCCUUGUUGACACCUGCACCUCUUGAUAGUGGUCAUAGUGGUCCUGGACCUUUCAAGACUCCAAUGCAGCCUCCUCCAUCCUCUCAGGAUCCCUAUGGGUCAGUGUCACAGGCAUCAAGGCGAUUGUCUAUAGACCCUUAUGAUAGACCUACUUUGACACCAAGACCUGUAGAUAAUUUUUCUCAUAGUCAGUCAAAUGAUCCAUAUAGCCAGCCACCCCUAACCCCACAUCCAGUGAUGAGUGAAUCCUUCGCCCAUCCUUCAAGGGCUUUUUCCCAGCCUGGAACCUUAUCAAGGCCAACAUCUCAGGACCCCUAUUCCCAGCCCCCAGGAACUCCACGACCUGUUGUAGAUUCUUAUUCCCAACCCUCAGGAACAGCUCGGUCCAAUCCAGACCCUUAUUCUCAACCUCCUGGAACUCCCCGGCCUACCACUAUUGAUCCAUAUAGUCAGCAGCCACCAACCCCAAGGCCAUCUACACAGACAGACUUGUUUGUUUCAUCUGCAACUAAUCAGAGGCACUCUGAUCCAUACGCUCAUCCUCCUGGAACACCUAGACCUGGAAUUUCUGUUCCUUACACUCAGCCACCAGCAACACCAAGGCCAAGGAUUUCAGAGAGUUUUCCUAGGUCCUCAAUUACAAGACCAGUCCGCCUGCCAAAUCAAGAUCCUUUCCUACAAACAGCCCAAAACCGAGGACCAGCUUUACCUGGCCCUUUGGUAAGGGCACCCGAUACGUGUUCCCAAACACCUCGGCCACCAGGACCUGGUCUGUCAGACACAUUCAGCCGAGUUUCCCCAUCUGCUGCUCGUGAUCCCUAUGAUCAGCCUCCAAUGACUCCAAGAUCUCAGUCUGACUCUUUUGGAACAAGUCAAGUUACUCAUGAUGUUGCUGAUCAGCCAAGGCCUGGAUCGGAGGGGAACUUCAGCACAUCUUCAAACUCUCCAAUGAAUUCUCAAGGCCAACAAUUUUCCAGUGUCUCCCAACUGCCUGGACCUGUACCGACUUCAGGAGUAGCUGAUACACACAAUACUGUAAAUAUGUCUCAAGCAGAUACAGAGAAACUGAGACAGCGGCAGAAGUUACGUGAAAUCAUUCUUCAUCAGCAACAGCAGAAGAAGAUUGCAGGUCGACAGGAAAAGGGGACUCAGGAUUCACCAGCAGUGCCUCAUCCCGGACCCCUUCAACACUGGCAACCCGAGAAUAUCAACCAGGCUUUCUCUAGACCUCCACCUCCCUAUCCUGGGAGCAUUCGGUCUCCCAUUGUCCCUCCUCUAGGACCUAGAUAUGCUGUUUUCCCAAAAGAUCAGCGUGGACCCUAUCCUCCUGAUGUUGGUGGUAUGGGAAUGAGACCUCAUGGAUUUAGAUUUGGUUUUCCAGGAGGUAGCCAUGGUACCAUGUCAACUCAGGAACGCUUCCUUGUGCCUCCUCAACAAAUACAAGGACCUGGAGUUCCUCCACAGUUAAGAAGAUCAAUAUCUGUAGAUAUGCCUAGGCCUUUAAAUAACUCACAAAUGAGUAAUCCGGUUGGACUUCCUCAGCAUUUUCCACCACAGAGUCUGCCAGUUCAGCAGCAUAACAUACUGGGCCAAGCAUUUAUUGAACUGAGGCAUAGGGCGCCUGACGGAAGGCCACAGCCGCAUUUCAGUUCUUCCCCUGGCAAUGUUAUAGAGACACCUUCUCAUUCAAGACAUGGAAACUUCAUUCCCCGGCCAGACUUUGCAGGCCCUAGACCUACAGACCCCAUGAGACGACCUCCCCAAGGUCUACCUAAUCAGCUUCCUGUGCAUCCAAAUUUGGAACAAGUGACACCAUCUCAGCAAGAGCAAGGUCAUCCUGUUCAUUCAUCUUCUAUGGUCAUGAGGUCUCUCAGUCAUCCCUUAGGUGGUGAAUUUUCAGAGGCUCCUCUGUCAACAUCUACACCAGCUGAAACAACAUCUGAUAGUUUACAGAUAACCAGUCAAUCUUCUGAGGGUCUCGAAGAAAAACUCGAUUCUGAUGAUCCUGCUGUGAAAGAACUGGAUGUGAAAGAUCUUGAGGGGGUUGAAGUCAAAGAUUUGGAUGAUGAAGAUCUUGAAAAUUUAAAUUUAGAUACCGAGGAUGGCAAGGGAGAUGAAUUGGAUACUUUAGGUAAUUUGGAAACUAAUGAUCCCAACUUGGAUGACCUUUUAAGGUCAGGAGAGUUUGAUAUCAUUGCGUAUACAGAUCCAGAACUUGACCUAGGAGAUAAGAAAAGCGUGUUUAAUGAAGAACUAGACCUUAAUGUUCCAAUUGAUGAUAAGUUAGAUAAACAGUGUGUAUCUGUUGACCCCCCAAAAAAGGAGCAAGAAGACAAAACUGUGGUUCUUCCUGAUAAACAUUCGCCACAGAAAAAAUCUACUGUUACUAAUGAGAUAAAAACAGAAGUACUAUCUCCAGGUUCUAAAGAGGAAGCCAGAUGUGAAGUUGAAAAAAGUGGUGAGACUAAGGACAAUGUUGGCACUCUCUGCUCACAGGCAUCUGCUCAAACAGACCUAAAUGAGGGAGAAAAGACUUCUGUGCAGCCUUGUGAUCCAGAUCUACUUGAGAAAAGAACUAAUCAAGAAACUGCUGGCUCCAGUGCAAACGUCAUUCAAGGAUCCACUCAAGUGCCUGCUCAAGACGUGAUAAACUCUUGUGGCAUAACUGGAUCAACUCCAGUCCUGUCAAGUUUACUUGCUAAUGAAAAGUCUGAUAAUUCAGACAUUAGGCCAUUGGGAUCUCCACCACCAACUCUGCCAGCCUCACCAUCUACUCAUGUGUCGAGUUUGCCUUCUACUUUACUGGCCCCACCUGGCCAUGUUUUGGAUAAUACAGUGAAUUCUAAUGUAACUGUGGUCUCUAGGGUAAAUCAUGCUUUUUCUCAGGGUGUGCAGGUAAAUCCAGGAUUUAUUCAGGGUCAGUCGAUAGUUACCCACAAUUUGGGGACAGGAAAACCUACAAAUCAAACUAUGCCUCUAACAAGUCAGUCUGUACCCCAGCAGCUAAUGAUUCCUCAAACAUUAGCCCAGCAGAAUAGAGAGAGGCCCCUCCUUCUAGAGGAACAACCCCUACUUCUGCAGGAUCUUUUGGAUCAAGAGAGGCAAGAACAGCAGCAGCAAAGACAGAUGCAAGCCAUGAUUCGGCAGCGGUCAGAACCGUUCUUCCCUAACAUUGAUUUUGAUGCAAUUACAGAUCCUAUAAUGAAAGCCAAAAUGGUGGCCCUUAAAGGCAUAAAUAAAGUGAUGGCACAGAACAACCUGGGCAUGCCGCCAAUGGUGAUGAGCAGGUUCCCCUUUAUGGGCCAGUCAGUGGCUGGAACACAGACCAGUGAGGGCCAGAACCUCGUCACACAGGCAAUGUCUCAGGAUGGCAGUAUAACACAUCAGAUUUCUAGGCCUAAUCCUCCAAAUUUUGGUCCAGGCUUUGUCAAUGAUUCACAGCGUAAGCAGUAUGAAGAAUGGCUUCAGGAAACCCAACAGCUUCUUCAAAUGCAGCAGAAAUAUCUUGAAGAACAAAUUGGUGCACACAGAAAAUCUAAGAAGGCCCUUUCAGCUAAACAGCGUACUGCCAAGAAAGCUGGGCGUGAAUUUCCAGAAGAGGAUGCAGAACAACUCAAGCAUGUUACUGAACAGCAAAGUAUGGUUCAGAAACAGCUAGAACAGAUUCGUAAACAACAAAAAGAGCAUGCCGAGUUGAUUGAAGAUUAUCGGAUCAAACAGCAACAACAGCAGCAGCAAUGUGCAAUGGCCCCACCUGCCGUAAUGCCUGGCAUACAGUCCCAGCCACCCCUAGUUCCAGGUGCCCCUCCACCCACCAUGAGCCAACCCAGCUUUCCCAUGGUGCCACAGCAGCUGCAGCACCAGCAGCACACAGCAGUCAUUUCUGGCCACACCAGCCCUGCUAGAAUGCCCAGUUUACCUGGAUGGCAACCUACCAAUGCUCCUGCUCACCUCCCCCUCAAUCCUCCUAGGAUUCAGCCCCCAAUUGCCCAGUUACCAAUAAAAACUUGCACACCAGCCCCAGGGACAGUGUCAAAUGCAAAUCCACAGAGUGGACCAUCACCUCGGGUAGAAUUUGAUGACAACAACCCCUUUAGUGAAAGUUUUCAAGAACGGGAGCGGAAGGAACGUUUACGAGAACAGCAAGAAAGACAACGAAUCCAACUCAUGCAAGAAGUAGACAGACAAAGAGCUUUGCAGCAGAGGAUGGAAAUGGAGCAGCAUGGCAUGAUGGGCUCAGAGCUAAGUGGUAGGACAUCUGCGCCCCAGAUUCCAUUCUACAGCUCUGACCUACCUUGUGAUUUUAUGCAACCUUCAAGACCCCUUCAGCAGUCUCCACAACACCAGCAGCAAAUGGGGCAGGUUUUACAGCAGCAGAAUGUCCAGCAAGGCUCUAUUAAUUCACCCCCCACCCAAACUUUCAUGCAAACCAAUGAGCGAAGGCAGGUAGGACCUCCCUCAUUUGUUCCUGAUUCGCCAUCAAUUCCUGGUGGAAGCCCCAAUUUCCAUUCUGUUAAGCAGGGACAUGGAAGUCUUUCUGGGACCAGCUUCCAGCAGUCACCAGCAAGGCCUCCUUUUACACCUGCUUUACCUGCAGCACCGCCAGUAGCCACCAACAGUCUCCCAUGUGGCCAAGACCCUGCUGUGACCCAUGGACAAAGUUAUCCGGGAUCAACCCAGUCUCUCAUUCAGUUGUACUCUGAUAUAAUCCCAGAAGAAAAAGGGAAAAAGAAAAGAACAAGAAAAAAGAAAAAAGAUGAUGAUGCAGAAUCCACCAAGGCACCCUCAACUCCGCAUUCAGAUAUAACUGCUCCCCCAACUCCAAGCAUCUCAGAAACUACCUCCACUCCUGCAGUGAGCACACCCAGUGCGCUUCCUCAGCAAGUAGAACAAGAGUCAGUGCAAGCAGUCGGCCCCUUGGCUCCCAGUGUUGCCGCAGGCCAGCUGUGCACAGAAUCAGAAAACAAGCUGCCCAACAGUGAUUUCUCACAAAGAACUCCAAAUCAGCAGACUUACACAAGCUCAGAGGUGGGUAAGCAAUCCACGGAAACCCCUUCUGGAGUCGAAGAGGUAAAGCUGGAGAAGGCUGAGAUGGAGCCACACCCAAGCCAAGAGCAGCCUAAGUUGGAGGAACAAACUAGUAGUAAGGUGCAGGAAAAUGCAGUUGGUCCUGUCUCAGCACAGAGUCCUCCCCGUUCUGUCGGGGCCUCUGGUGUCAAAGGAGAUUCAGGGAAUGAACUUCUGAAGCACUUGCUGAAAAAUAAAAAGUCAUCUUCCCUUGUAAAUCAAAAACCUGAAGGCAGUUUUUGUUCAGAAGAUGACUGUAGAAAGGAUAAAGUAGUUGAGAAGCAGAACCCAGCUGAAGGAUUGCAAACUUUGGGGGCUCAAAUGCAAGGUGGUUUUGGAUGUGGCAACAACCAGUUGCCAAAAACAGAUGGAGGAAGCGAAACCAAGAAACAGCGAAGCAAACGGACUCAGAGGACUGGGGAGAAAGCAGCAACUCGCUCCAAGAAAAGGAAAAAAGAGGAGGACGGGAAACAAACUAUGUACUCUAACACUGACACGUUAACCCAUUGGAAACAGCAGCUCUCUCUGCUCCCUCUCAUGGAACCCAUCAUUGGGGUGAACUUUGCGCACUUUCUUCCUUACGGCAGCGGCCAAUUGAAUAGUGGGAAUCGGCUUCUAGGAGCUUUCGGCAGCGCUGCCCUUGAAGGGGUCUCGGACUACUAUUCUCAGUUGAUCUACAAGCAGAAUAAUUUAAGUAAUCCUCCAACACCCCCUGCCUCUCUUCCUCCUACACCACCUCCUAUGACUUGUCAGAAGAUGGCAAAUGGUUUUGCGACAACUGAAGAACUUGCUGGAAAAGCUGGAGUGUUAGUGAGCCAUGAAGUUACCAAAACUCUAGGACCUAAACCAUUUCAGCUGCCAUUCAGACCACAGGAUGACUUGUUAGCCAGAGCCAUUGCUCAGGGUCCAAAGACAGUUGAUGUUCCAGCUUCACUUCCAACACCACCUCAUAACAAUCAGGAAGAAUUAAGGAUGCAGGAUCACUGUGGAGAUCGGGAUACUCCUGACAGUUUUGUUCCCUCGUCCUCUCCUGAGAGUGUGGUUGGGGUGGAGGUGAGCAGGUAUCCAGAUCUGUCACUGGUCAAAGAGGAGCCUCCGGAGCCGGUGCCUUCCCCCAUCAUUCCAAUUCUUCCUAGCACUGCCGGGAAAAGUUCAGAAUCAAGAAGGAAUGAUGUCAAAACUGAGCCAGGCACUUUAUAUUUUACAUCACCUUUUGGUUCAUCCCCAAAUGGUCCCAGAUCAGGUCUUAUAUCUGUAGCAAUCACCCUGCACCCUACAGCUGCUGAGAACAUUAGCAGUGUUGUCGCUGCAUUUUCCAACCUUCUUCACGUCCGAAUUCCUAACAGCUAUGAGGUUAGUAAUGCUCCAGAGGUUCCAUCUGUGGGUUUGGUCAGUAGCCACAGAGUAAACCCAGGUUUGGACUGUCGACAGCCUUUACUUCUUCGUGGGCCUCCGCCAGGAUCUGCAAACCCUCCCAGAUUGGCAAGCUCUUACCGGCUGAAGCAGCCUAACGUGCCAUUUUCUCCAGCAAGCAAUGGUAUUUCUGGAUAUAAGGAUCCUAGUCACAGUAUCGCAGAAGGUGCAGCACUCAGACCACAGUGGUGUUGUCACUGUAAAGUGGUUAUUCUUGGAAGUGGUGUGCGGAAAUCUUUCAAAGAUCUGACCUUUGUGAACAAGGAUUCCCGAGAAAGCGCCAGGAGAGUGGAGAAGGACAUUGUCUUUUGUAGUAAUAACUGCUUUAUUCUUUAUUCAUCGACUGCACAAGCAAAAAACUCAGAAAUCAAGGAAUCCAUUCCAUCAUUGCCACAGUCCCCCAUGAGAGAGGCACCUUCCAAAGCGUUUCAUCAGUACAGCAACAACAUCUCCACUUUAGACGUGCACUGUCUCCCGCAGCUGCAGGACAGAGCCUCCCCCCCUGCGUCACCACCCAUCGCGUUCCCACCUGCUUUUGAGGCAGCCAGAGUAGAGGCCAAGCCAGAUGAGCUGAAGGUCACAGUCAAGUUAAAGCCUCGGCUGAGAACUGUCCAUGGUGGGUUUGAAGACUGUAGGCCAUUAAAUAAAAAGUGGAGAGGGAUGAAAUGGAAGAAGUGGAGCAUUCAUCUUGUCAUCCCCAAGGGGACAUUUAAGCCACCUUGUGAGGAAGAAAUAGAUGAAUUUCUGAAGAAACUGGGCACUUCCCUCAAACCUGACCCUGUGCCCAAAGACUAUCGCAAGUGUUGCUUUUGUCAUGAAGAAGGUGAUGGCUUGACAGACGGACCAGCAAGGCUCCUCAACCUCGACUUGGAUCUGUGGGUCCACUUGAAUUGUGCUCUGUGGUCCACGGAGGUCUAUGAGACUCAGGCUGGUGCCUUAAUAAACGUGGAGCUAGCGCUGAGGAGGGGCCUGCAAAUGAAAUGUGUCUUCUGUCAUAAGACAGGUGCCACCAGCGGAUGUCACAGAUUUCGAUGCACCAACAUUUAUCACUUUACUUGCGCCAUUAAAGCACAAUGCAUGUUUUUUAAGGACAAAACUAUGCUUUGCCCCAUGCACAAACCAAAGGGAGUUCAUGAGCAGGAACUAAGUUACUUUGCGGUCUUCAGGAGGGUCUAUGUUCAGCGAGAUGAGGUGAGACAGAUUGCUAGCAUCGUGCAGCGAGGAGAACGGGACCACACCUUUCGUGUGGGAAGCCUCAUCUUCCAUACCAUUGGCCAGCUGCUUCCGCAUCAGAUGCAGGCGUUCCACUCUCCGAAAGCCCUCUUCCCCGUGGGCUACGAAGCCAGCCGGCUGUACUGGAGCACGCGCUACGCCAACAGGCGCUGCCGCUACUUGUGCUCCAUCGAGGAGAAGGACGGGCGCCCAGUGUUCGUCAUCAGGAUCGUGGAGCAAGGCCACGAAGAUCUGGUCUUAAGUGACAUGUCACCUAAAGGUGUUUGGGAUAAAAUUUUGGAGCCUGUGGCAUGUGUGAGAAAAAAAUCUGAAAUGCUUCAGCUUUUUCCAGCAUAUUUAAAAGGGGAAGAUCUGUUUGGCCUGACCGUCUCUGCAGUGGCACGGAUAGCUGAAUCACUACCUGGGGUUGAGGCCUGUGAAAACUAUACUUUCCGAUAUGGCCGAAAUCCUCUCAUGGAGCUUCCUCUUGCUGUUAACCCCACAGGUUGUGCCCGUUCUGAACCUAAAAUGAGUGCCCAUGUCAAGAGGUUUGUGUUAAGGCCUCACACCUUGAACAGCACCAGCACCUCCAAGUCAUUUCAGAGCACAGUCACUGGAGAACUGAAUGCACCUUACAGUAAACAGUUUGUCCACUCCAAGUCCUCACAAUACCGGAAAAUGAAGACUGAAUGGAAAUCCAAUGUGUAUCUGGCCCGGUCUCGCAUUCAGGGACUGGGACUAUAUGCUGCUAGAGACAUUGAGAAGCACACUAUGGUCAUUGAAUAUAUCGGGACUAUCAUUCGAAAUGAAGUAGCAAACAGAAAAGAGAAACUUUAUGAGUCUCAGAACCGUGGCGUGUACAUGUUCCGCAUGGAUAACGACCACGUGAUUGAUGCAACGCUCACAGGAGGGCCUGCGAGAUAUAUCAACCAUUCAUGUGCACCUAAUUGUGUGGCUGAAGUGGUGACAUUUGAGAGAGGACACAAAAUUAUCAUCAGCUCCAACCGGAGGAUCCAGAAAGGAGAAGAGCUCUGCUACGACUACAAGUUUGACUUUGAAGACGACCAGCACAAGAUCCCGUGUCACUGUGGGGCCGUGAACUGCCGGAAGUGGAUGAACUGAACGCAUUCCUUGCUGUCCCAGCGGCGGCUUGUCCCGGGAAGAGGUGAUUCAGCACACCAUUGGAAUUGGGCAGACAGAAAGAUAUUUUUGUUUUCUGUUCUAUGACUUUUCGAAAAAUAGCUUCUGGGAGUUCUGAUUUCCUCGGCCCUGGAGGCUGAAGCGGGGCGUGCGGUGGGGCGGAACCCAGAGGGUCCAGCACUUUUGCUUUUGUUCUUUUCUUUUCUUUUUCCUUUUCCUUGUGGGUGGGUUUUGUUUUGUUUUGUUUUGUUUCUAGUCUCACUAAGGAGAAACUUUUACUGGGGCAAAGAGCCGAUGGCUGCCCUGCCCCGGGGCAGGGGCCUUCCUAUGAAUGUAAGACUGAGAUCACCAGCUAAGGGUGUCCGCAGUGCUGGCCGCGGCCUGGCCGGGCAGGGCAGGGCCUCGAACCCAAACGCUUCGGAAUAAAGUAGACACCACUGAACAAGGAAUGUACUGAAUGACUUCCUUAGGGAUAGAGCUAAGGGAUAAUAACUUGCACUAAAAUACACUUAAAUACUUGAUUCCAUGAGUCAGUUUAUUGUAGUUUUUUGAUUUCUGUAAAAUAAGAGAAACUUUUUGUAUUUAUUAUUGAAUAAGUGAAUGAAGCUAUUUUUAAAUAAAAGUUAGAAGAAAGCCAAGCUGCUGCUGUUACCUGCAGAACUAACAAACCCUGUUACUUUGUACAAAUAUGUAAAUAUUUUGAGAAAAAAUACAGUAUAAAAAUAGUUAUUGACCAAAUGCUACCAGGCUCUGCAGCAGCUCGGGUGCUUAUAAAAUGUUCAUAGGGAUGUUACAAUAUAAUUUUGUGUCAUUAAAUAUGCCAUUAUAAUUAUGUAAUAACCAAAAUUUCAACCUGGAGUGUUUGGGGCUUUUUGGAAACUACGAUCUAUUAGUACUUAAUUGUUUUAUACACCUUACUUCUGACAGAACAGACUGUAUGCUACGACUACAACUUUUAUAGCUGUUUUGGUAAUUUAAACUAAUUUUUCAUAUUAUAUUGUUGCAUCCCUACUCCUUCAGUCAGGUUUUUUUGUGCUUACAAUUUGUGAUAACUGUGAAUAACUGCUUAAAAAUACACCCAAAUGGAGGCUGGAUUUUUUCUUCAGCAAAAGUAGUUUUGAUUAGAACUUUGUUUCAGGCCACAAAGAAUCAUGUAAACGUAAUAGGAUCAUGUAGCAGGAACUUAAAUCUAACUCUUUAGCCUUCUAUUUAACACAAAAAUUUUUAAAAGGAAAAAAAAAAAAGAUUGUGACUAUGCUUGCGGCUGCAGGACUCCGGCAAUAGGGUUUUUGGAAGAUGUAAUUUUAAAAUGUGUUUGUAUGGACUGUUUGUUUACAUUUCUUUAAUAAAAAAUAAAAACACUGUUUUGUGUUUGCUUGUAGAAACUUAAUCAGCAUUUUGAACCAGGUUAGCUUUUUAUUUUGUACUUAAAAUUCUGGUACUGACACUUCACAGGCUAAGUAUAAAAUGAAGUUUUUGUGUGCACAAUUCAAGUGGACUGUAAACUGUUGGUAUAUUCAGUGAUGCAGUUCUGAACUUGUAAUGUAUAUGGCAUGAUGUAUUUUUAUCUUACAGAAUAAAUCAAUUGUAUAUAUUUUUCUCUUGAUAAAUAGCUGUAUGAAAUUGGUUUCUUGAAUAUUUUUCUUCUCUUGUACAAUAUUCUGACAUCCUACCAGUAUUUGUCCUACCGGGUUUUUGUUGUUUUCUGUUCUGUACAAUAGUAUCUAAUGUUGGCAAAAAUUGAAUUUUUUGAAGUAUACAGAGUGUUAUGGGUUUUGGAAUUUGUGGACACAGAUUUAGAAGAUCACCAUUUACAAAUAAAGUAUUUUACAUCUAUAAA
Molecule: messenger RNA, 16150 nt
Organism: Galeopterus variegatus (Sunda flying lemur)
Lineage: Eukaryota; Metazoa; Chordata; Mammalia; Dermoptera; Cynocephalidae
Gene: KMT2C
Product: lysine (K)-specific methyltransferase 2C
Exons: 56
Coding region: 289-14292 (4667 amino acids)
Biological process (GO): positive regulation of transcription by RNA polymerase II
Cellular component (GO): nucleus; MLL3/4 complex
Molecular function (GO): transcription coactivator activity; histone binding; histone H3K4 methyltransferase activity
Source: RefSeq, a predicted model, not a curated record